Radiomyces spectabilis is the source of this 523-nucleotide messenger RNA. RefSeq lists its product as uncharacterized. The transcript has 2 exons. NCBI's taxonomy places the organism in Eukaryota, Fungi, Mucoromycota, Mucoromycetes, Mucorales, Radiomycetaceae. The record is from RefSeq and is a predicted model, not a curated record. Bases 116 to 340 code for a protein of 74 amino acids.
CUCCUUUUUGAGCCAUCACGAGGAUCGGGGGGUGAAGUCUUAAAAAUAGGGAGCUUGCAAAGACAGCUUUUUGUUUUCUCUCUUUGAAUUGCACCAUUUUCUCCUAUAUCAAUCAAUGGAUCAAAAAGGCUAUUCCUACCCACCACCGUCGUAUCAGCCGCCUCCACAAGCGCAGUAUUAUAACCAGUACCCUCCUCCACAACCACAGGGCUACUAUCAGCCCACACCUCCACCUCAGACCGUCUAUGUCCAGCAGCAACCGCAAUCGCACAGCAACGAUAUGUGUUGGGGAUGUCUUGCCGCUUGCUGUAUCUGUUGCGCGUUAGACGCCAUAUUUUAAAAAUCAUCGUUGCUAUUUUGUCUCCAUAAUCUAUUAUACUUUGGGAUUGACGGACCGUGCUACUCAAGAUCGAUUCUAUUGCCCUUACCGCAGGAGUGCCUAAUGACGUGUAAAGUCAAGCUAUAGUAUAUAUUUUCACCCAUUCAAUUCAUUAAAACCAUUUACGUUCUAUUUACUCUACCA